GCUAUUGAUGAAGAUGAUUAUUACGAAAAAUCGACCGAGUUCCGACUCUGGUUACGAGAAUCCAAGCAUAUUUAUUUUGAUGAACUUGAGGCAAAAGAGGCUCGACGCUACUUUAAGAAAUUUGUUAAGAAAUGGAACCAGCAUGAAUUGAAAGAGAAGUACUAUCAAGGGUUCAAUUCUUCAGCACAAUUGGAAGCUUCAGAAUCGACUCGAUAUAAAUGGGCAUUUGCAAAUAAAUUGAAUAAGUUUGAACUAGAUACAGUGAGGGAUUCAGUAGAUAGCAUGACAAGUAAAGGAGCUGCUUCACCCAGCAUUAAACGAAGAGCGGCCCCUUUGGGACCCGCUUUACCCGAUACAUUUGAUAAGGAGGAACAAUACGAAAGUGAACGAUACAAUCGCAAAUAUGAAGCGAGAAAAGAGAAAGAAAGACGUGAAGCCAUAUUAGACGAAGUAGCGCCUAGAGAAACAGGGCGUGAAGCAGCUCUCGCGAAAAAACGUGCUCUCAAUGCCUAUCAUAAACGCGAACGUAGUCCUGAUGUUGAACUUUCGGAGGCAGAUUUGAUGGGUGGAGAUGAUUUCCAGGCAAGACUAAUGGCAGAAAGACGAGCAAAGGAAAGAAGAGAGGCGAGACAGGCAGAAAGGCGGGAACAGAGAUUGGCGCCUAUUAAGAGUAAAAUGGAAGAAUAUAAGGCGAAAGAAGAUGCUACAAUGGCUAUGUUUCGAAAAAUGGCAGAGGAGCAGAAAAAGAGGGGUGCUUAUUAA
Messenger RNA from Mycotypha africana, 762 nucleotides. RefSeq lists its product as uncharacterized. Lineage: Eukaryota; Fungi; Mucoromycota; Mucoromycetes; Mucorales; Mycotyphaceae. The annotation marks the transcript as partial. The transcript is spliced from 3 exons. The record is from RefSeq and is a predicted model, not a curated record.